Messenger RNA from Phytophthora infestans T30-4, 1356 nucleotides. RefSeq names its product acetylornithine aminotransferase, mitochondrial precursor. The record is from RefSeq and is a predicted model, not a curated record. Gene Ontology annotation, molecular function: identical protein binding; transaminase activity; pyridoxal phosphate binding. The transcript is spliced from 4 exons. The coding region runs from base 85 to 1356 and encodes 423 amino acids. Lineage: Eukaryota; Oomycota; Peronosporomycetes; Peronosporales; Peronosporaceae.
CGCUGAUCCUCCGUUUCAUAAGUUAUGAAUCAUAACCGGAAAAGCUCCACAUCGCUUCCCCCUGUUUAACGCCACCAUUCGACCAUGCUAACCUCCGCCCUUCGCUCGGCCAAGUCGCUGCAGCGCGUGGCUAGCAACUCGCGUGCCUUCGCUGCUGCAGCUAAGCCCUUCAACGCGGACACAUACGAGCAGAAAUAUCUUGCCAAAACGUACAAUUCGAAUGGCGUUCGCGGCGAGUCUGGUCUCGUGUUCACACACGGCAAAGGCAGCAAACUGUACGACGAGCAGGGCCGCGAGUUCUUGGACUUUUACGCCGGCAUCGCUGUCUCUGGUCUUGGCCACGGCGAUGAGGACUGGUACAACAGUCUCGUGGAAAAUGGCAAAAAGGUGACGCAUGUGAGCAACUUGUUCCACUCCAAGGCGCCACUGGAACUGGCUAAGAACCUCGUGGACAACUCUCGCUUCGACAAGGUUUUUUUCGCCAAUUCAGGCACUGAAGCCAACGAAGGUGCCUACAAGUUCGCGCGUCUGUAUGCUAACCGCGUCUCCCAGGGAACACCUUUGGAGGGUAAAAAGUUCGAAUUCAUCUCAUUCAAGCACGGCUUCCACGGUCGUACCGCGGCAGCAUUGACACUCACACACAAGCCUAAGAUCCGCGAGGCCUUUAUGCCUCUGAAACUUAUUUCGGACAAAACCGCGGGUGUUUUCAUUGAACCCAUGCAGGGCGAAGGCGGUCUGUACCCCGCCGACCCGGAAUUUAUGAGCGAGUUGCGUGCACUUUGUGAUAAGCACGACACUCUGCUCAUUACGGACGAAGUGCAGUGUGGCUUGGGCCGUACUGGGAAAUUGUUUGCACACGAACUGUACGACGUGACGCCGGACAUCAUGACGCUGGCUAAGCCGCUGGCUGGCGGCCUGCCAAUCGGCGCUGUGCUCAUGUCCAACAAGGUGGCGUCGGCUAUCACUCCUGGCCAGCACGGCACGACGUUCGGUGGCAAUCCGCUUGUCUGUGCUGUGGCCAACACUGUGCUGACUAAGAUCAUGGACGAAGAUUUCUUGGACAACGUGCAGAAGCGUGGCAAAUACUUGGCGGACGGUCUGCAAAAGUUGCAGCAGAAAUUCCCCAACCAGGUCGUGGAUGUCCGUAAACCGAUCGGAAAGGGCGGACUGUUCGUUGCUCUUGAAUGCAGCAAACCAGUGGGCCCGCUCAUCGAGUACGCGCUGUCCAAGCAGGUGCUCCUCAUUUCUGCGGGUGAAAACACGAUCCGCCUGUGCCCGCCGCUGGUUGUGGACGAAAAUGACAUCGACAAACUGCUCGCUGUAUUGGAGAAGGCGUUCGAGGAAGAUGUGUUGUAA